Molecule: messenger RNA, 1139 nt
Organism: Ctenopharyngodon idella (grass carp)
Lineage: Eukaryota; Metazoa; Chordata; Actinopteri; Cypriniformes; Xenocyprididae
Product: endonuclease domain-containing 1 protein-like
Exons: 2
Coding region: 84-896 (270 amino acids)
Molecular function (GO): metal ion binding; hydrolase activity; nucleic acid binding
Source: RefSeq, a predicted model, not a curated record
UUUCCCUGUCGUCAAACUAUAUAAGGGACAGCAUUACUGUUCUCUGCACACGGCGAACUUCAGGGAUUCACUCAUCAUUCAUCAUGAAACAUCUUGUUUUUCUUCUGUUACCUUUCUUUACUUUGAGUGAAGUUGUAGAUGAUUUUAGUAAAUGCAGUGAAUUCUUUUUGAACAACAAACCUCCUGAAUUCACACCAGCGAAGGGCAAUACAGUCAAGCACAUCUGCCAGUGUCUUUGGGGUGACAAAAACCAGCAGAUUUAUGUUUAUGCAACCUUGUACAGCACGACCUGGAAGAUCCCCAUCUACUCUGCAUACGUGUUUGGCAGCCCAAAUAUUGGGAGAUGUGAUGCUUGGUACAUUGAACCACAGUUGGAUGGAAAGACAAAGCCUAAAUGUAUGCAGCCUAAAGGCAAAGAUAAGACUAUUGGCACUAAUCAGGCUCUAAAAUGCGACUAUGCAGACUCUGACUAUGACAAAGGUCACCUCUAUCCCGUGCUCCACACCAACAAUCAUCUGUCUAUGCUGGCCACCUCCACACUGACCAACGCAGCUCCGCAGGACCCAGAUUUCAAUCAGGUGUCUUGGCUGAAACAUGAGAGAGAUGUAAUGAAAGACCUGAAUUCCUGUGAUAAGGCCUAUGUAGUGACUGGUGUAGUUCCUGACCUAGACCAAGAAAAAAUGAAUGAGAAAGUCACUGUGUCAAAGUAUUACUGGAGAGCCACCUGCUGUCAACAGAAAAAUAAGGCAGAUAAACGAAAGGCCUACUAUGGACCGGACAACAACGGCAAAGUGCAGGAAUUAACAAUAGAAGCACUUGAGGAACAGCUCGGAAAUUUUUUCAAAGUACCCUUUAAAAUUUUCCCAUCAAGAAAAAGACAGAGAAUAAAUGAUUAAAUCAUAGUUGGGUCAAAGACAAUUUUGGUGUCCACAUCAAAUUAAAUUUACAAAAGUGAUUUUAUAUACAUUAAAAAAUGUAUUAAAUGCAAGUAAAGAGUCUUCUUUAAUGUUUCAAAUAACUUUUGUGAAAAUAAAACAUCAAAAUGUGGGUGAAAUAAUGUUUUAAAGUGUAAAAUUGUCAUUUAGCGUAAUGGUCCGGACUUUGAUUUUGCCAUUACAUCUUUAAAUAAACACAUAAAA